GCUGAUGAUGCUACAGAACGUUCAGAUGAACCAGCUGUUUCUGAGUGGCCAGGUGGCAGCGGCGCUCAACCAGGGGCUUUCCUGGACUCACCCACAGGUCUCCCUGGGGGUUCAACAGGCGGAGGAGACUGCAGCUCAGGAGGAGGCACCUCUGGUUUUCCACCACCACUAUCUGCCCUGCCCGAUGCCUGCCCUGGGCCCCCUGCUUCCCUGGCCAGGCCCUCUUCUUUCCCCUCCCCUACACCAGCCCCACGUGCAGGAUUCAGCUGUGAUUCAGCACCACCCUCCUGCACCUGGAAAAAGGAGGGUGAGAGCGGUGCCCCCACCCCCACCCCCCAGUGCCACGGGAACUGUGGGUGCAGAUGUACCUCCAGCUUCAGACUACUAUGAUGCGGAGAGCCUAUAAUGAGGACAAACAGCAGCCCUGGGGCCCAGGCCAGCCUCAUUGAAGAGUUGGAAACAGCCACCCUGGAGCCUCCAUGUCCCUCUCGUGCCUAACAACCCCUUUCUCCACCUGGCAACCCUUCUUACCUUCCCAUGCCCAACCAGGCCAUCUCCCCGGGGUGGAUGAGUUCCAUCUCCUUGGGGUAGAUGAGUCCUGUCUCCACCACAUGGAGACCUUGAACCAACCUGAUCUCUGAUCCGGGUGAGAGUCCCUUAGAGCUCCGUCCAGGCCCCAGAAGCCACAUGAAAGGCCAACCAUGUCCAGUUGAUUGCUGCCCCGGUUGGCAGAGGCCUGGGAGACGGAGCCCUCCCUCGACCUCCUCCCCUUCCCCUCUCUCUGGAUGACCAGGACUGCGGCGUCUCCAUUUAGCCCAAUAACAGAACUGGAGGUAACAGGCGAGGACUGCUUUUGUUUCCAUGGCUCUCCGAAGGCCCAGAGUGAUGGGGGAGGCCUGGCAGGGAGGUUCCCGGAGCCCAGCCACUGGGCCCCCAUACUCACCCCUGGUGCUGGCUCUGUUGGCAGAAGAGAGAAGCCAGAGCCACGUCCUGGAGGGCCACGUGGGAACAGAGUGUCUCUCUGCCCCUCUGGGCCAGGCGGGUCUCCCCGCCCUCCGUCAGGAGGAAGCGGCCUCUCAGGGUCCCAUGAGGCUGGGUGCCUGGUGCCCGGGCCAGUCGGCCUGGGGGCACGCCAGGGCCUGGGUUUGCUGGGGCUCCAGAAGGCCUCCGAAGGAGAGGGCAGAGGGGGCAGAGGAGACGUUUGGAGACAGAAGUUCAGCCAGGCCUGGUGGCUCCCCUUCCUGGCCAUUCCCAGCAGGAGACAU
Messenger RNA from Odocoileus virginianus texanus, 1265 nucleotides. The record is from RefSeq and is a predicted model, not a curated record. Lineage: Eukaryota; Metazoa; Chordata; Mammalia; Artiodactyla; Cervidae.